This is a messenger RNA of Mobula hypostoma (lesser devil ray), 1758 nucleotides long. It is a transcript of the gene pax9, whose product is annotated as paired box 9. The coding region runs from base 184 to 1224 and encodes 346 amino acids. Lineage: Eukaryota; Metazoa; Chordata; Chondrichthyes; Myliobatiformes; Myliobatidae. Gene Ontology annotation, biological process: regulation of transcription by RNA polymerase II; anatomical structure development. The transcript is spliced from 4 exons. Gene Ontology annotation, molecular function: DNA-binding transcription factor activity, RNA polymerase II-specific; RNA polymerase II cis-regulatory region sequence-specific DNA binding. The record is from RefSeq and is a predicted model, not a curated record.
UCCCGAGAAAAAGGGACGCACAUAUACUCUAAAGUUCUUCGGCAACUUCGAAGGUGAAAUCAGUUUUUAAGCAGCAUUUACAAGCGAACCCCGAGUAAUCUGUACGGCAAGGGAUUUUAUUUCUGUUUGUAAGCGUUUCACAUUCAGGCAGUAGAAUUGAGGAUCGCUCUUGUAUCUACCAUCAUGGAGCCAGCGUUUGGAGAGGUAAACCAGUUGGGAGGUGUAUUUGUCAACGGCAGACCACUGCCUAAUGCCAUUAGACUGCGGAUAGUUGAACUGGCCCAGCUGGGAAUCCGACCUUGUGAUAUCAGUAGACAGUUAAGAGUUUCACAUGGCUGUGUCAGUAAAAUCCUAGCUCGGUACAACGAGACUGGUUCCAUAUUGCCCGGUGCGAUCGGUGGGAGCAAGCCCAGAGUGACAACCCCCACGGUGGUCAAACACAUUCGAGCAUACAAGCAGAGAGACCCAGGGAUUUUUGCGUGGGAGAUCCGCGACAGACUCUUGGCAGAUGGUGUCUGCGACAAGUACAACGUUCCCUCCGUCAGCUCCAUCAGCAGAAUCCUUCGGAACAAGAUCGGGAACUUGUCCCAGCAGAAUCAGUACGAGUCAAGCAAGACUCCGGUGCAUCCGCCUCCACAGUCGGCUCUUCAGUAUAAUGCAAUUUAUUCCUAUUCUAGUCCCAUCACAACGGCUGCAGCUAAAAUACCGUCGUCGCCCGGUGUGCCCGCCAUUCCAGCGCACAUGGGAAUUCACAGGACCUGGCCUUCAUCGCACUCCGUCUCCGAUAUCCUGGGCAUCAGAACAUUAAUUGAGCAGCAAGGUGCUAUUCCCAUUAGUGACAGUUCUUCUUAUCCUACUAAAGUGGAAGAAUGGAACAGUAUAAACAGGAGUCACUUCCACUCCUCAAACCAGUCUGCAGUGAAUGGACUGGACAAGUCCCCACUGGAGCAGGAAGUCAAAUAUACUCAGGGUCCCAAUGGUUUGCCUGCAGUUAGCAGCUUUGUUUCAGCUUCAACUAUGGCUCCUUAUCCUCCACCCACACAAGUAUCUCCCUACAUGACAUACAGUGCAGCUGCUUCCAGCUACAUGGCAACCCACGGCUGGCAGCAUGCGGCUGGCAGCACAAUAUCAACGCACAGUUGCGACCUUCCCACACCAGUGCCAUUUAAAAGCAUUCAAGCAGCUAGAGAAGGUAGCCAUUCGAUUGCAGCCUCUGCAUUGUAGUGCACAUUUAAUUACAAUUCAGCGUCUUAAUCCCAGCAUCAGAACAAACAUAGCGAUAGCUCUGAUAAACACAGACAAAAGGAAAUGCCUGAUGUGUGGCAAUUUCAAUAACUUUAUUUAGUUUUCUCAAGUGAGCUAUUGGAUUUUGAAUCGGCAUGAGACAAAACAAAACCCACCCCUCACCUUAUGCCUGUAUUUAUGUCUUCCAUGGGAUGCAGAUGGUAAUAUAAUUGUCAUUUUGCAAGCAUAAUAAGGAUCGAAUCAUACUUCUGUAACCAUCCAGAGAUGAUGAAACCAAGAGCUACUUAUCACAUGAGAAUAAUGCUGAGUGGAAUUUAAUGUAAGUCAUUUCAUUUAAAGAGAUCUCAGAUUCUUAAACAUUCCUCCUCUUAAGCCACUGUUUCCUAACAUUUAGACAUAGAACAAUAUUGAUUGCAGCCCCAUCAAAUUAUUGUGGUUUGGACUGUUCCAAAUGUCUGCUUGAUCAAGAUAUUCUGGUGGCAAGUGGUCUUUUUGGGAGCAGGUAGCUGCAAU